AUGGUGGUCUGUGGGACAAUGAUCACAGUAUCGGCAUCACUGAGCCGACCAACUCCAGAGGAUGUUUUGUUGUUUUUCUUUCCUCCGUAUCAGCCGCUCAGAAUAACCCGAUGUUCUGGUUCUGUUCAUGUCUCAUCCUGUCCAGCUGUGGAGGAGAUGCAGCUGACGGACGCUCAGUACACGCUGGAACACAUGCAGGCCUUCGCCAUGUUCAACUACCUGCAGCUGGACCCGUGGUACCAGGACAGCGUUCUGUUCGUGGACCGCCAGGCCCGGGUUCUGAGCCUCACCGUCACCCUGGACACGGCGCUGGGGAAGCCCAAGGAGGUCUUCAGGUUCGGACCAGAGUCCGACCCGUGUUCUGAGCGGCUCUGCCCGUCCAUCAGCCUCUCCUCAGCGACCUCGGCGGUUCUGUCCGACGGCGGCGGGCGGCUGCAGCUCCUCCGGACCGGCAAGAGAGGAGACGGCUGUCAGACCAAGUGGGAGGUUCUGUUCAGCGAACGGCUGGGCGACCCGUUCACCAUCCUGCACAGCGUCUCCCACGUCCAGGCCGGCGUCCACGCCGUGGAGGUUCUGCUGCUGCGUGUCCAGAAGGACCCCCAGGAGACCACGGGGAGCGGGUUCUGUGUGUUUCUGGAGUGGGUCACUGUGAGCGGCGCCGCCGGACAAGGUCCAGAGAAGAAGAUGGAGGUGAGGAAGAGGAGGGUCCUGAGGGGGAAGUCGGUGCCUCAUUACGCCGCCGUGGAGCCACAGGGGAGGGGCCUAAUGGUGGCGUCAGAGAAACCGUUCGUCUUCACGCACGUGGACGGCCGACCCGUGGAGCAGCCGGAACCGGAGCCCAUGGAGGUGGAGAAGGCAGAUCCGCUCUACUUCUGGCAGCAGACGGCUGAUGACAUCACGCUGAGCCUUCGCCUCCCUGAGGGCGUGGCCAGAGAGGACGUGAGCUUCCGGCUGACGGCGGACACGCUGAGCGUCGGGGUGGGGGGCUUCCCGCCGCUGCUGGAGGGUCAGCUGUACGGGUCGGUGGACCCCGAGGCCAGCGCCUGGAUCAUCAAGAACAACAAAAGCCUGGAGGUCACCCUGCAGAAGCUCAGCGAGGGGCCCAUGUGGCCCGAGCUGGUGCUGGGAAACAGGAGAGGGGAGUUUGUGAUGAGCGACGAGCAGGCGGCCCUCAUCCAUGACCGACUGACACACCUGACCUCCGAGGACCUGAAUGGAGGCGCUGACGGGGAGAAGCCGCCCUGUAACUCCCAGGAGCUGGAGGACUGUGACGGCUUCCCGGAGGACGGCUUCAGCCUCACGCGCUUCGAUGGGGAAACGCUCAGACCCACUCAGGUGGUAAACCUGGACGGCCAUCAGUACCUGUUCACCGUGGACGUGGAUCCCACCCAGAUGCCGUGUCUCUGUCUCCGACACGACGUGGACGCCCUGGUCUGGCAGCCGCGUCCUGACCGACCCGAGGACAUGUGGGAGCACAUCGCCACCUUCAACGCUCUGGGUUACGUCCAGGCCUCCAAGCAGGAUAAAAAGUUUGCCACCUGCGCUCCAGAUUUCUCCUACGCCGCGCUCGGCGAGUGUCUCCGCCGCGCCUUCAUCUACCGCCAGCCGUCGCCCGUGGAGACCGUCCUCUUCAACAGGAAGCAGGGCCGUCAGGUGGGAGAGGUUGCUAAGCAACAGGUGGCAAGCCUGGACUCGGACAAGCCAAUCCUGGGCUUCAGAGCGUCCAACGAGAGGCUGUUCAUCCUGACCUCCUCUAAUCUGUUUGUGCUGAAGGUCAAUAAUAAUUAGAUUGAGGUUUGGUCUCGUUAACCCGGCGGGAGGGGGGGGGUCAUUCCCACCUGGAUGAAGGCGUCUCUCUCCUCUAUGUGAACAAGACGGGGUUUUAUGAGGAUGAACUUGUGUGGAAUCUGUUUUUAUACUUGAAAUCUCUGCAGAAAUAAAGGAAUGAAUGACA
Messenger RNA from Cyprinodon variegatus (sheepshead minnow), 1954 nucleotides. It is a transcript of the gene nudcd1, whose product is annotated as NudC domain containing 1. The transcript is spliced from 10 exons. The record is from RefSeq and is a predicted model, not a curated record. Lineage: Eukaryota; Metazoa; Chordata; Actinopteri; Cyprinodontiformes; Cyprinodontidae. Bases 1 to 1788 code for a protein of 595 amino acids.